AAGAGAACAGACUGAGAGAGAGAGGAGGAGGAGAGAUCAACUAAGAAAACCAGAAGGAAGACAGAGGGGUGGAGGAGGACAAGGACACAUCGUCUGUCUUUCAGUUUGACUGGAGAGUUGCUGAGUUUGACCAAAUGGAGGAUUCAGAGAAUAUCACAGUGAUCAGCGAGAAGGAGGUAAUAAAUGAGCAGGAAUCCAAACACACAGAGUCUCAGGAGCCGGCUGACUCAGAGCCAAGAGGUGGAGCUAACAAAGACAACAAAGAAAACCAAGAAAAAGAAGAAGCUCCAGCCAAUGACACCGAGGCUUGUGAGCAAAAGGGCGGAGUCCCAGAGAACACUAACACAGUGGAAGAGAAAGAGAAACAAGAGAUCACAAAAAAUCAAACUGGAGAUGUAGAAAAAGAGACAGAGCUAAAUGAUAACAAAGAAGGUGAGAUAAAAGAAGAAGGAAAAGAAAGUAGCAAUGACCCACCUGAGAAUGAGAACAAUUCCUGUGACAAAGAAGGACAAUUUGAGGAGAAGCAGGAGGAAAAAAGGACAAAAGAAACUGAAUGCAAAACUGAAAAGAAAGAAGAUGAGAAAGACACAAAACAAAGUAGUGAUGAAGUCAAGAAGAAAACUGAAAAUCCAGGAAGAAAAAAUGCAGCAGCUUCAUCCUCUGCUCUUAGAGCUUCUACGAAGUCAUCUGUCUCGUCACGUUCAGCUCGACCAUCGGCCAGGAGAGACGCCAUGGCCAAGUUUCAGAAAGAAGAGACUCCAGGUGUCCGAAACUUUAAGGUUCAACGGACGUCUGUAGGUAUAGCUGGUGGAGCAUCAAUCAAACAGAGAAUUCUCAACUGGUGCAAAAGCAAAACACAAAAAUAUGAGGGCGUCUCCAUAGAUAACUUCUCUUCUUCUUGGAGUGAUGGUUUGGCAUUUUGUGCUCUUGUCCAUCGCUUCUUUCCAUCUGCUUUUGACUUCUCCACCCUUAAAGCCAGUGAACGAGAGAAGAACUUCACUCUGGCCUUCAGCACAGCCGAAACUCUUGCUGACUGCUGCCCCCUUCUGGAAGUAUCUGAUAUGUUACUAAUGGGCAAAAACCCAGACCCUCUGUGUGUUUUCACCUAUGUACAGGCUCUCUGUCAUCACCUCUCAAAGAUAGAGAAAGAGAGACGAGAGAAAGAGAGCUUAGAAAAGGACAAGGGCAAAGAUGAAGGGGUUUCAGAAGUAAAUGAAAAAGGAGACGGAGAGAGGGAAGAGAGGGAACAAAAUGAAAACGCAGAGCAAACCGGAACAGAUUCAGCCAUGAAGACUGAACAAGAGACAGAUCAGAAUGAAAAUGUAAUAAAUGUGGAUGUUAUGGAUGAGAAAUAAAAAAGGUGAAUGAAUGACUGGGAGAACACUGAAGAGGAAUGUGAGAAUAAUUUAUUCUUGUCAUAAUGUGGUUUUAUGAGCAUGUAGUCAUGUUUGUAUCUCGUGUGGUUGACCACUGUUAUUCUUGGAUAAACUGUUUGUAUAGAUGUGUCAUAUACAGUUAAAGUCAGAAUUAUUAGCCCCCUGAA
This is a messenger RNA of Danio rerio (zebrafish), 1543 nucleotides long. The record is from RefSeq and is a predicted model, not a curated record. NCBI's taxonomy places the organism in Eukaryota, Metazoa, Chordata, Actinopteri, Cypriniformes, Danionidae.